Molecule: messenger RNA, 8110 nt
Organism: Pygocentrus nattereri (red-bellied piranha)
Lineage: Eukaryota; Metazoa; Chordata; Actinopteri; Characiformes; Serrasalmidae
Gene: mcf2a
Product: MCF.2 cell line derived transforming sequence a
Exons: 27
Coding region: 2019-5216 (1065 amino acids)
Biological process (GO): intracellular signal transduction; dendrite development
Cellular component (GO): cytoplasm
Molecular function (GO): guanyl-nucleotide exchange factor activity; protein binding
Source: RefSeq, a predicted model, not a curated record
UUGGUUAUAUACAGAAUGAUUACCUUUGCCAAAGAACACUUGAAGAACCAUCUUUUUAAAGUGUGUAGAGCAAAACAUUCAAAUAAAGCCAUUUCAGGUAGCAGUACUGAGGAAGCAGGAGUGAAACAUACUUCAAAUUCUGUGGUACUGUGAUAUAUGUGGAGAGUAUUAAUACUGUCCAGCUUUAUUUUUAGUAAGUAUUUUUUAUACAGUCAUCAACUGAGAUUUAAUGUAAACUGAAAAUAGAGUGCAAUCUGUCUAAAACUGCAGGGAAGAGGUUUCUGUACAGGUAAGAUUAUUCAGCUUGAUUGACUGAGACAUUAGCAGCAUUGUGGUGUGCAAGUAGCACUUAUUGGCAUUGUGACUGAUGGAGAAUAGUGUGGCUGGCAUUGUGACUGAUGAGUGUCUUAUGUAUAUAGAGGUGCCAAGAAGGACCAGAAGGUCUUGAUGAUCAAGAGUGGUUUUGCUGAAUUACCUUCAUUGCAUUUAGUCCUGUCUGUAUUUAAUUAAUUACAGAGUAGAUUCAUAAAGUGAAUGCUGUAAGUCAGUUUACAUGGAGUGUGCAAACGUCAGCUGGGACGGUGUGUGAAAUGCUAAUAAGAACAGAAAAUAUUUAUAUAUUACUAGAAUCUGUUUGACCUGUAUUCAAACAAAAGCAGUACUAAAACUUGGAAAUUGGUCUUUUUGCCUUACAGACUUCAUUGUUUUUCAUUCAUUCCAGAUUUGAUGCCUGCAAAAUGUUCUAUAAAAUUCUUUUUAACGGCAGUUAAUAAUCAUGUGGAGACUUAUGACACCAAUUUAUUCACUUUGCUUGCCUUUUUGCCACGCAUCUGUUGUUCAAGUCCUUAGCUGCACAACUGUAUAGGGCCAUUGUCAAAUUUUGUGCAUCAUAAUGCAGGGCACAUUUUCAGUGGGAGGCAGAUCUGGGCUCCAGGCAGGCCAAUCUAGCACCCCUGCUUUCUAUUUUCACAAUCAUGCUGUUGUAAUAUGUGCAGAAAGCAGCUUGGUGUCGUUAUGUUGAAAGAAGCAUGUAUGUCACUGAAAAAGGCUAGAAGACUGCUUAUGUUGCUCCAAAGUGUAUACAUCUUUCAGCAGUAAUGAUGUAUUCACAGACACACACUCCUAUACCAUGACAGAUGCUGGCGUUUGAACUAUAUGCUGGUACUAAUCUGGAUGGUGUUUUUGUUCUUUGGCCCAGAGAACACAGCCUCCAUUAUUUGCAUAGACAGUCUGAAAGCUUUUCUUGGCAGACUACAAAACACCAUCCACUGUUCCUCCGUCCACUGGGCACCAGAUGGGCCCAGAGUCCAGAGAAGUCAUCAGUGUUUCUGAACAUUGACACAUGGCUUCUGCUGUGCAUAGUACAGUCAUAAGUUGUCUUUGUGGAAUAGUGAAUUCAUCACAGAAACAUGCCAGUUUUUACUGCAGAGCCGUCUGAGGGGUCGAUUGGCUUGCUCAUGGGGGCUUUGACCCGGAUUGUUCUGUAAAGCUGCUUGGCAACAACACCUGUUGUAAAAAGCGCUAUAAAGUAAUAAUAAUAAUAAGUUACAUUUAUAUGGCGCCUUUCACAAGCCCAAACUUUGACUUGACUUUGAGCUGCUCUCAAAUAGCUAAUUGUUUGCUAAUGCAUUUUAAAUUGGCCAAGGCUUGACCAAUCCUUGCUCAUAAAUGUGCUAGACACCUCCAAGACCAUAGUUCGCUACCCCUGGUCGCUCUUCUGGAUGCUCCUUUUAUACUCAAGCAUGAUUGCAUCACCUGUUUAACAAAUUAUUUGAACAUUUCCUGUCAUGUCUCAACAAUCUUAGCUUAUUUUAACAAAACAAUGAAGUUUGUAAAGUAAAACAUUAAAUAUUGUGUCUUGGUAUUUUUUGUUUAAAUACUGGUCAAAGUGGAUUUUCAGAUUAUUACUUUCUGUUUGUAUUUGCAUUUCACAAACUACCACAGCUUAUUUGGAAAUUGAGGUUUGUAUUUUAGGUAAUGAAAUUUCUCUUCUGCCACAGACGUUGAACCCUGGACUUAUGUUUUGUGUUAGAAUUUGUUUUUUGUUGUUUUUUGUUAGCUGUUAUUUCAAUAUUGACUUUUGCAAUACUGAUAUUGUAGAUGUCUCCAAAAUGCAAAUGAGCCCUCUGGACAAUUGUUUCUUUUUUUUAUUUUUUUUAUUUAUUUAUUUAUUAAGAUUAUUUGUUCUGUUAGCAUCUUCAUCAAUCAUAGUACUAGGUGAGAGUUUGUGCAGGAGUUUUGAUGAAUCAACAUAUGCCUCUUUUCCAGGGAAUCUGCACCUGGUGCUAGUUCUGAGACCAACCAGCUUCUUCCAGCGCACCGUCACAGACCUUGGCUUCCGCUUCAGUCAGGAAGAUUUCAUGCUCAAAAUGCCUGUAGUGAUGUUGAGCUCUGUCACUGAUCUGCUGCGCUACAUUGAUGAGAAUCAGCUGACGUCGGAGUUUGGAGGCACUCUGGACUACUGCCACAGCGACUGGAUCGUCCUCAGAACAGCCAUCGAGAGUUUUGCAGUGACGGUGAAGGACAUAGCUCAGAUGCUGCAGGCCUUUGGAACAGAGCUGGCUGAAACACAAUUACCUGAGGAGAGCUGUGCCAUUGAGCUGCUGCUGCUCUCACACACUGAGAAGUACAGGAGACUGAAGGAUGUUAUCAAGUCGGUUAUGAGGGAGGGGCGGCACCUGCUGUCCAGUCUAGAGGCUUCUGGGAAGGAAGAGGAUAAAGACACACACUGGGAUAUAUCACAGGACUGGGACACAGUGCAAAGACUACUAGCCCAGCUGAGAGACAUGGAGAUGGCUUUUGAUGGUUUCUUCGAUAAGCACCACCUCAAACUGCAGCAAUACCUGCAACUGCUGAGAUAUGAGCACAGCUUCCAAGAGAUGGAGAGCUGUUUAGACAAGCUGAGUGCUCAGGAGAGGAAGGUGUUCAUCACUGGAGACACACUGGCCCAGACAGAUCAGACUAUCAGAGAGCUGAAUAUCUUGGAGAAAAGAGUCAUGGAGGAAAUGGCCCGUGCCCAGGUGAUGAUACUGCAUGGUCACCAGCUGGCUGCAGGACAUCACUAUGCCAUGGCAUUGAUAAUCCAGCGCUGCAAUGAACUCAGACACCACUGCGACACACUGAGUUCUGCCAUCAGUGCUAAACACAAAGCACUUACUCAAGUACAGACUUUACUGCAGCGCCUAGAGGAGGCCCAACGGUGGUGUGAUGAGGGCACUUACCUUUUGGCCAAUCAACUGGUAGAUAAGGUGCAGUCUAAAGAAGGUGCUCAGGCAGCUCUGAAAGAUAUUGAGAAGUUUCAGGAGGGGGCGCCAGCGCUCCUUAGUGCAGGCUCCGACCUGCUCUUUAUGGAAUAUGAGAUUGUGCUCACUUCUCAGCUGCAGAGCCACAUAGAGAAGACAUUUGAGAAGCAUGCCUCGGUGCAGAAUCUGAUCCAGGCUAGACAGAACUGUCUGAAGAAACUUGCAGACAAACACGUGAGGCCAGUUCAGCUGGUGGCCCCUCGACCAGAGAACCCACCCCGCUCCAAGUCCCCAAUCUUCUCUCCCAAACAUGAUUUUAAUUCCAGCUUAAAGUUCACCUUUGACCUUUCACUACCAGGCAAACGAACGUCACGAAAAUGCCCCAACUCCAGAAAGAUUGAGGUGAUGCAUGAGUAUCAGAACCACAGCUCACUGCCCUACAUUGUAGAUGGGGAGGACAGUGCAGACCUGCUGAAACGGCAUGUGAUGAAGGAGCUGAUCGAAACAGAGAGAAUAUAUGUAGAAGAGCUUCUGGCUGUGCUGCUGGGCUACAGGGCUGAGAUGGACAACCCCUCGCUCUCUGCUCUCCUGCCCACCAGUCUACGCAACAAGAGAGAUAUUCUGUUUGGAAACAUGCCUGAUAUCUACAAUUUUCACAGCAGGCUCUUCCUGAAGGACCUGGAGAGCUGUCUGGAGCUGCCUGAGGCUGUGGGAGCAUGUUUUCUAGAGCGGAAAGAAAACUUCAAAGUGUAUGAAUGUUACUGCCAGAAUAAGCCACGAUCAGAGUCCUUAUGGAGACAGUUUUCUGACUGUGCCUUUUUCCAGGAGUGCCAAAAGAAACUGGAACACAAAUUGGCUCUAGAUUCAUACCUGUUGAAGCCAGUCCAGCGCCUUACCAAGUACCAGCUCUUACUGAAGGAGUUACUGAAGUACAGCUCAGGUUGUGAGAGGGUUUCUGAACUGCAGGGGGCACUAGCUGCUAUGCUAGACUUGCUCAAAUCUGUUAAUGACUCCAUGCACCAGAUUGCAAUCACAGGAUAUGAGGGUGAUCUGACUGAUUUGGGCCGGGUCCUGAUGCAGGGCUCCUUCAGUGUGUGGAUUGGUCAUAAAAAGGGUCCUACGCGGAUGAAGGAUCUGACGCGCUUUAAGCCCAUGCAGAGGCACCUUUUCCUGCAUGAGCGAGCACUGCUGUUUUGUAAGCGUAGGGAGGAGCACGGCGAGAACGCUGACAAAACCCCCUCCUACAGCUUCAAACACUGUCUAAAGAUGAGUGCGGUGGGCAUCACAGAGAAUGUAAAAGGAGAUGUGAAGAAGUUUGAGAUUUGGUACAGUGGCAGAGAGGAGGUGUACGUGGUGCAGGCACCAACAGUGGAGGUGAAGCUAGCCUGGCUGAACGAGAUGAGAAAAAUCCUUACCAACCAGCAGAAAAUACUCAAAGAGGAAUUGUGUCACUUGAGCCCGCUGGCUGAGCAGAUGCAGCUGUCUCCACCCCUCUCUGAGAGCAAACAGCAGAGAGCGUCAGUCAGCUCGGAGGAGACAGAGUCAGGCCGCAGCAGUCCAGAUCCAGCCAGCCACUCUCCACAGCACCAGCGCAACAGGCGCAGCUGGCCAGGUGCUCCACACUCUGUUGAUAUCUGUGAGGGUCUGGAGGACUGGAGUGGAGCUAACAGCCUCUCCAACCUGACUGACACUGAGGAAGAUGACUCUGCUCAGUGGACCCCAGGCAGGUACAGAGCCUUAGCAGACUGCCGCAGAUACGGGCCUGAUGACCUCAUCAUCAAGUGUGGAGAUGUCAUACAGCUGCAGCAGGAGGAGAAUGACGGCCAGUGGCUGGUGAAGAAUCUGAGCCGAAGGCAGGAGGGCAGGAUCCCUGCUGCCAGCCUGCAGAUCAUUCUGGGAAACAGCAGCAGAGGGCGGUAUAGCCGUCUGGGAGAAGCAGGGACUCGGAAAGCCCGGAAGCUCAGCUCUCCCUGAAGCUACACAUCUGAUGCUGUUUGGACUAACUGUUGCCCUCAGUCUAACCAGCCUUACAGCUGUGUGAACUCUGUCCACCACGUCUGAACAUUACUGCUGUACUUUAUUCUACGUUCUCCUGUCUGGGAUUUUUCCUGGGUUUGUCUUCCAGCUAGAUGUUUUUUAAUGUCAGGCACUGACAAAUGGAUCAGCAGGUUUAUUGUACUGUACAAGCUCUUGCCAGCAUUUUGGGAUCAGAUGAGAUCCCUCUGUCUUUUUCCUUUUCCUCUGGCUGCUGUGGACCUCACCUUCAGUUACAGAAGGUCCAACAUCUUCAAAAUGCACAUCUCAUUUGAUGUAGUCAUCUGUUUCUCAGUUAACACAUUUCAGUCCUCCUGACCCUAGUGAACUCUGGAGUGUUCUACCAGCUGUAGUGUGGCCCAUCAUUAUCCUUCCAGAUGUGGCCUUCUGUUGCUGUGACCAUCCUUUCACCUCUUUUUGCUCUCCUCCUCACAUAAACACUGGCAAGUCUCCAUGGACAUUCUUUAAUUAGGCUGUUGACAAUUAAUUGGGUGUAUAAUCAUGUUCUGGCUUCCCAACCAUGUGUGUUGAAGGUGCUGAUUGCUGUACUCUAUGCAUUUGCUCCUCAUAUGCUUCAGACAGACACUCUUCUUUAGCUCUUUGAGACCUUUAAGGCCAAAAAGUGUAGUGCCAUAAUGCCUUUCUUUACUCCCCUACACUGAUUGGCCAAUAUAUUACCUUCUAUCUGCACUCACUGGCUGCUUUAUCAGGUACACCUCCCAUAUAUGUUCUCUUUGUAGGUUUACAAUUGCUGACUGUAACCCAUCUGCUGUAUGUUUUAUGAGCUAUCCUCUGCCCCGAAACUCACUGAAAAGGGACCACCACAUCAGAUAUUAUUUGGCUUAUGGACAGUCCUGGGUGGAAGUGCAUGUUACAGUUGUAUUAUAAACAUUGCGGGAGUUUUUAAACACUGUGCACACUUACUGGCCAUUUUAUUACAAACACUACCUUGUUGGUUGAUACUCUUUGUAAGUGUGCAGGUAGACUGUACUCUUUUUUGCCAUGCACAAGUACUCGUUUUAGGCUAUUUCUGAACACAGGACCACUGUUGCCUAGAUUAUUCUGGUGGUAGGACUUUUUCCAUCCCAGCAGCAAAAAUUCAUUGUGUAAAUAUUUCAUAACACCACCUGCCUCAUGCCACAACAACCACGUCCAUACCACAACCAUAAAGGUAGUCUCUUUUCAUUAAUAAAAUAAAUGGUGCAGCAACACAUGGGCUAUGGUCAGUAGUUGAAUACCUGCAAAGAGCCUCAUUAUGAUAGGUGCACCUGAUAAAAUGGCCAAUGAGUGUAGGUACAAGGUACACCGGCAACUCGAUGUACAGUAUUGUAAAAAAGUUAGAGACCACGCUUAAUUGGUUUCAUUUCCAGUCAGAAGAGUCUUUCAGUACACGUUAUUUAUUUUUCAGUAUCAGCAAAAAAGCAGAAAAUAUAUGUAACAGCAGAUUUUAGCAACGUAUGAAAUGUAUAUAAUAUCAAAACGUUCGGUACUUAAUGUGUCCAUGCAUUGCCUUUUUUUACAGCUUCCAUUCUUUUAGGGAGAGUUGAUUUCAGUUUUUUUAGUGGAUGAAAUCUGCAGGGAUAUUUUUCCACACCUCCAAAAUUCAGUCCCAGAAGUUGGAUGCAUUUUCUUCCUCUCACAGUCCAAAUAAUCCAUCUGGGGUGACCAUUCCAUUGUUUUAAGGACAACAGCAGCUUCUUUGUUUCAUUUGUGUUAACUUCUCUAAGUGGAAGGAUAGAUCUAAAACUAAAGAGAGCUUGAUUUCCUAACUCUGACAGAUGAAAGUUUUAAGUACAGUUUAUCUGAAAAUUGACCGUUUUGGUGGUGUGCCAGGUUUUGCAUCGGCAUUAAUAGUUUAAGUCUAGCUGUCGAUUUUCUUUGACCCCCCCCCCCCCUUUAAUAUAUAAUUAUUUAUAUCUUUGAUGAAUAACUUUGAUGAAUGCUUAGUGGUCGUUUUGACUGGACAUAAAAUAAAUGAAAGGUGGUCUCUGACUUUUGCACAGUGCUAUAUAUCUCAUAUUCUCUAUUACUUGCAGAAGUUGAUUAGCAAUGUUGUGUGUAUAAGUGCAGCUCUCCAAACCUCAGAAAUGAGUUUUAAAAGCACUUUAAUUAAACUAUAGGUCGCAGGAUCCACUGGAUAUUUUAAAAGUGUGCAUGUCUACAAGUCCUGAAUGAGCCUACUCUUCUAAAAGCACUCACAGACUGCUGGUUUGUUGAGCAUUAAUGUAGCCAUGCCUUCAUCAAGCCUGUGGGUGUGAAGUUGAUGAUUAACUAAGAGACGAGGGCCCAAGCUGGCCCAUAGAUUAACACACAAGUUGAACUGCAGCAGGUUCCCCACUCACGUGUGUGUGUGUGUGUGUGUGCUCCCUAAUCUAGGCUUCCUAUUAGAGAUCAUACCGCAAACAUGAAAUGUACCCACUGUGUCGAGCGCUUAAUUAAAUAUUGAUUGCAGACUUAUAUGAAUUUACCACAUCAAAUCAAGCCCCCAGUUGGAGGGCUGCCUUUGAUAUACCAGCGUUUGAAGUGGAAAUGAGUUCAGCGACGCAGCAGGAGCAGCUCCAAAGUACACAUUUCUUAUGUUAUUAAUUUAUUUAUUUUGCUAUCAAGUUAUUCUCUUGCAGUGCUCUGCCAGCCUCUGGAAAUCAUGUCUCUAUAACGUUAAACACACUGCGACUGGCAAUACGGGAUAUUCUAACUGUACACCUUGCAUUACUUCUGAAUUAAUAUGCCUGAGUAGCUUUAUGUUAUGUUAUUAAAUUAUUGGUUUUAAUGGGAAUAUGUAUGCAAAUUGACUUUAUUGUGAAUGUAGCAAUGUUAUCUGUUACAUUUUUGUA